Molecule: messenger RNA, 821 nt
Organism: Hyaena hyaena (striped hyena)
Lineage: Eukaryota; Metazoa; Chordata; Mammalia; Carnivora; Hyaenidae
Product: highly divergent homeobox
Exons: 7
Biological process (GO): regulation of transcription by RNA polymerase II
Molecular function (GO): RNA polymerase II cis-regulatory region sequence-specific DNA binding; DNA-binding transcription factor activity, RNA polymerase II-specific
Source: RefSeq, a predicted model, not a curated record
AUUUCAGGAAACCUUACUGUGCCUUGGAUUACAGGGUGUUCUAGAAAAAGAGCACUACAAGACCGCACUCAGUUCAGUGACCGAGAUUUAGCCACCCUUAAGAAGUACUGGGACAAUGGCAUGACCAGCCUUGGUUCUGUGUGUAGAGAGAAAAUUGAAGCAGUUGCAACUGAAUUGAAUGUUGACUGUGAAAUCGUUCGGACUUGGAUUGGGAAUCGAAGAAGGAAAUAUCGUUUAAUGGGGAUUGAAGUUCCACCUCCAAGAGGAGGCCCUGCUGAUUUUUCUGAGCAUCCUGAAUCUGGUUCUUUGUCUGCACUCACACCAGGAGAGGAAGCUGGUCCAGAAAUAGGAGAGGAUAAUGACAGAAAUGAUGAAGUAUCCAUCUGUUUGUCUGAAGGAAGCUCUCAAGAAGAGUCCAAUGAAGUUCCAAAUGAGGCAAGGGUUCAUAAGGAGGAGGGCCACCAUGGUGUAUCCACAGAUAAUGUGAAAAUAGAAAUUAUUGAUGAUGAAGAAAGUGACAUGAUAAGUAAUUCUGAAGUUGAACAAGUGAAUUCUCUCUUGGAUUAUAAGAAUGAAGAAGUCAGAUUCAUUGAAAAUGAGCUAGAGAUUCAAAAGCAAAAAUACUUUAAGCUUCAGACAUUUGUUAGAAGUUUGAUACUAGCUAUGAAAGCUGAUGAUAAGGAACAACAGCAGGCACUGCUGUCAGAUUUACCUCCUGAAUUAGAAGAGAUGGAUUUCAACCAUGUCUCACCGGAGCCUGAUAAUACCUCAUUCAGUGUGUCUUCUUUAUCAGAGAAAAAUGCCUCAGACAGUUUGUGAUU